Beta vulgaris subsp. vulgaris (sugar beet) is the source of this 3256-nucleotide messenger RNA. RefSeq lists its product as hypothetical. Gene Ontology annotation, cellular component: plasma membrane. The record is from RefSeq and is a predicted model, not a curated record. The coding region runs from base 414 to 2909 and encodes 831 amino acids. NCBI's taxonomy places the organism in Eukaryota, Viridiplantae, Streptophyta, Magnoliopsida, Caryophyllales, Amaranthaceae. The transcript is spliced from 14 exons.
UCUUGAAUCAUAAGCACCACGUUUUUUUCUUCUUCUUUACAACCACAAAAGCAAUGAUGUCACCUUCUCAAGCGUCAACAAACAAAACUGGUGUUCACCAAAAAAAAAAAAUACUGGUAACGUAUACAAGUCAAAAAACAAAAAACCAUUUCUUCCUCAAAUUUCUUUUUAAUCUUUAGUUCUACAUUUCUGGCGACUUUUAAGUCUUCUAGACAAACGACUUUAGUCUUCUUUCUUACCUAUAAAAAAAUUAAACAACUUUUAAAAGAAGACCAUUUUACAUUACUGCUUUAGUGCUUAGUGAUAAUAAUUAUCAAUCACACUCUAAAACCUGCAAAAACCCCUUAAAAAAAUCUCCCUUAAACCCUUAUUUUCUCUCUCCUCUCUGACUUAAAAACAUAAUUCAAUGAAACAUGGAGAAACAUUCUAUUCUAAGUUGGUUCUUUGUGUACUUAAAUCUCGUAUUUUUUCUGGGAUACUAUGAUUAUUCAUUUGCUGACCCACUUCCGUACAAUUCAUUCACCAUUUCUAGUUUCAAUUACCCACAAACAAAGCUCAAACCUUAUGAAUGGCGUUAUAUUAGAGUUGAUUUGCCGCCAUGGUUUUCUUCGAUGUCUAUCGGACUACAAUCGGAUGUCGACCUUGACCCUGGAAGUGUGGAAAAGAUUUCCAAAAGUACGCUGCCACUGAUUUGCUUCAGAGAUGGAAGUCCCCCUCUGCCUGAUUCUUCGAACAAGGCUUUGAAGCAUCUAGUUUUAGGAUCUCUUUCAAAUGGAUCAAUUGGAGCCAUUGAAGGCCUGCAAAAUGCAGAGCUUUGCUACCCUUUGGAGAAAAGGGUAUCUUUGAAAUUAACAAAUGAACAGAUAACGCCAGGUGUCUUGUAUGCUGGCCUCUUUAAUGGAGUUGGAGCUAUGAGGACACAGUCAAAGAUGAUUAGUAGAGGAAGUCCAUACUCCUUUACUGCAAAUGUGAGUGUGGAAGGAUGUGUAACAUCAAACUUGUGGGGCCAAUUUUGUAACCAGAGUAUCAGAGCACUUUCUUGUUCUCAAUUUAAUGCUGAUCCUUUGACAAAUGAAUCUGUUGCUGACUUAAAUGAUAGAACUACAAAUCAUGUGGUUUCUUGUGGAAAUUAUGUUGAAUAUACUUGCCUUGGGGAUAAUGGAACCAGAGUCUACUCCUUGGAAGUAAUCGGAAUAGUAGAGCGAUUGACCUUUUCUGCAACAAACAUCCGACUAAACAAAACAUCAUCAGUUAACAACGCAGAUAAAUUUGGAACAUUUGCUAUAAUGUGUUAUGCUCGGUAUGGUUCAAUUGCUCUGGCAACCAUGCAUGAUUUCUCUGGUGACAUAAGUAAAGGCUCUCUAAUUGUCCCAUUACCAAAGAUAGGUCGCUGGUAUAUCACUAUUGCCGCUGUUAAUUUAACUGUAGGAUUUGAUGUGGUUCAAAAUAGUGUUUCAAGAGUUUGCUACUCCCUAGUAUGGCAGGUGGCUGAAUGCCCUUUGGGAAAAGCUGGUUUUAACUGUUCUUCGGAAAUAUACACGCUUCAGACAGUUUUGAGGAAAAAUCCAUCUGUUCCCUUUGAAUCUUAUUAUUUGCCGCUGGAUGGGAAAGUGUCUUCUAAUUCAGCCAACUUCCCUCUUGGACCCCUUUUAAGCAACGUGACAUUCACAACAAAUUUAGGUGCCACUUGGACUUACUUUGUCCUUGACAUUCCUCGUGGUGCAGCUGGUGCAAAUUUGCACUUCAAACUAACAUCAGAAGAAAAGGUUGCUUAUGAAAUAUAUGUGAGAUAUGGUGGGCUUCCAUCUGCUGAUAUAUGGGAUUUUUACUACAUAAACCAUACGAACAGCAGCGAUGGUUCUAUGUUUUUCCUUCUCUAUAAUUCUAGCAAAGAGAUGGUGGAUUUCUAUGCCUUAUACGCUAGGGAAGGAACCUGGAGUUUUGGAUUGAGGCAUCUGAGCUCCAUUGAUAGUGCAUCCUCACAGAAGACAGCAGUUUCCAUUUCUCUUGAAAGGUGUCCUAAGAGAUGUUCUAACCCUCAUGGAACAUGUCAAAAUUUUGUAGAUGAAAGUGGUUUGACAGUAUACAGCUACUGUGCUUGUGACCGGACACAUGGAGGGAUUGAUUGCAGCAUUGAAAUUGUAUCUCAUCGAGGACACGUGUGGCAAUCAAUUUCUCUUAUUGCAUCUAAUGUUGCUGCUGUUCUUCCUGCAUAUUGGGCUUUCCGAAAUAAGGCAUUUGCAGAGACGAUUAUCUUUAUGUCCAGUGGAAUUUCGAGUGGACUUUAUCAUGCUUGUGAUGUGGGCACCUGGUGUGCGUUGACAUAUCAUGUAUUACAGUUUAUGGAUUUCUGGCUGUCUUUUAUGGCUGUGGUGAGUACGUUUGUGUAUUUGGCUGCAAUCGAUGAAGCUACAAGGAGAACAAUCCAUGCUGUGGUAUCAAUUUUUACAGCUUUAAUGGCCAUAACUGGGGCAACAAGGUCUGCAAAUUUAGUUCUUGUAAUCGUCAUUGGGGCAACAGCUCUGUUUGUUGGUUGGCUCAUUGAGCUGUCCACUAAAUACAGAUCAUUGUCAUUCUCUGCAGGAUUUUGUUUGAGUGAAAUGUUCAGCUGGCACAACGUAAGAACAUCACUUCAUAAUUGUGUUAAGAUGCUGUUGAAGCGUUUCCGUUUGGGUCUUUUGCUGGCUGGUUUUGUUGCACUGACAAUGGCUGCUGUAAGCUGGAAACUUGAAACUUAUCAGAGUUACUGGAUUUGGCAUAGUUUAUGGCACGUGAGCAUAUACACAUCUUCUUUUCUCUUUCUUUGCUCGAAGGUUACACCUAGAGCAGCCGAUGUUGAGAACCAGAGACCAGAAAAUGGUAACUACCAAUUGACUCGACAGCAAUCGAUAUCUCGUGGAGGUGAUUAGAGUAGAGCUCUUAACUUUAUGUGCUGAAGACGGCUUACAUUAUGAUACCUGUUUCUUGGAUACAUCUCAACUAUCCAUGUGGUUAGAUUUUGUAUGGAGUGAACUUCUGCAAAAUACGGGGUUGAGUACAGUACUACAGUAUAGUGAAUAUAGUAAAAUAUUGAACACAUUGAAAAGGCUAGAAAUGCAAUAUAUAGGUCAAGGGAAGAUCAAAGAUUUUCCUCCUUGUAGUGGAAAGUGUCUUUCCCUGGUUGCUCAUGUACAGAGAAAAAAAAAAGUUUUCUCCUUUGAAUAUGAUGUAGCUACACUGGACAUGGUAUAUAGAUCAAUAUACCUCAUUUCUGAUA